Messenger RNA from Botrytis porri, 195 nucleotides. RefSeq lists its product as uncharacterized. NCBI's taxonomy places the organism in Eukaryota, Fungi, Ascomycota, Leotiomycetes, Helotiales, Sclerotiniaceae. The transcript has a single exon. The record is from RefSeq and is a predicted model, not a curated record. Bases 1 to 195 code for a protein of 64 amino acids.
AUGGACCACACUGUUCAAUAUCCGCUGGGCAUCAAUCGUCAAGAUAUGGUGGGACUAGGCAUCAUAGCAUUGGUCGCCCGCCUUGAUGCUGUUAUCAAGUUCGCCCGGCGUACUGAGGUACCAUUGCUCGAGAGAGAAAAGGGCAUCUACGAGCGCCUCGGGCACGAUCACGAUGGGGUUCUCCGAUAUUAUUGA